AUGCGCCCUGCCUCCAGCGGGUGGCGCUCGAGUCCGACUGAACGGCAGCAGCGGGCGGCGGGCACGCGCCUGGGGCGCGCGCGCCACCCCUCUCGCCUCCACCCAACUCCCCCAUUAGUGCACGAGUUUACCUCUAGAGGUCAUCAGGCAGGAUUUACGACUGGACAACAAAAGCACGUGAUUCGAAGUCGUACCCCAUAUUUGGGUGCCUACGUAGGAGGGAACCAAGUACAUGUCCCAGUCAUUUCCAUAAUUCAUCAUAAAUUGUGCAAGGGUGCUAUAGACGCACAAACGACCGCGAGCCACAAAUCAAGCACACAUAUCAAAAAACAAAUGAGCUCUUAUUUUGUAAACUCAUUUUGCGGUCGCUAUCCAAAUGGCCCGGACUACCAGUUGCAUAAUUAUGGAGAUCAUAGUUCCGUGAGCGAGCAAUUCAGGGACUCGGCGAGCAUGCACUCCGGCAGGUACGGCUACGGCUACAAUGGCAUGGAUCUCAGCGUCGGCCGCUCGGGCUCCGGCCACUUUGGCUCCGGGGAGCGCGCCCGCAGCUAUGCGGCCGGCGCCAGCACGGCGCCCGCCGAGCCCAGGUACAGCCAGCCGGCCACGUCCACGCACUCGCCUCCGCCCGACCCGCUGCCCUGCUCCGCCGUGGCCCCCUCGCCCGGCAGCGACAGCCACCACGGCGGGAAAAACUCCCUGGGCAACUCCAGCGGCGCCUCGGCCAACGCCGGCAGCACCCACAUCAGCAGCAGAGAGGGGGUUGGCACGGCGUCCGGAGCCGAGGAGGACGCCCCCGCCAGCAGCGAGCAGGCGAGCGCGCAGAGCGAGCCGAGCCCGGCGCCGCCCGCCCAACCCCAGAUCUACCCCUGGAUGCGCAAGCUGCACAUAAGUCAUGACAACAUAGGCGGCCCGGAAGGCAAAAGGGCCCGGACGGCCUACACGCGCUACCAGACCCUGGAGCUGGAGAAGGAGUUCCACUUCAAUCGCUACCUGACCCGCCGAAGGAGGAUUGAAAUAGCACAUGCUCUUUGCCUCUCCGAGAGACAAAUUAAAAUCUGGUUCCAAAACCGGAGAAUGAAGUGGAAAAAAGAUAAUAAGCUGAAAAGCAUGAGCAUGGCGGCGGCGGGAGGGGCCUUCCGCCCCUGAGUAUUUGAGCGUUUAAAGUACUGAGCAGUAUUAGCGGACCCCGCGUAGUGUCAGUACUAAGGUGACUUUCUGAAACUCCCUUGUGUUCCUUCUGUGAAGAAGCCCUGUUCUCGUUGCCCUAAUUCAUCUUUUAAUCAUGAGCCUGUUUAUUGCCAUUAUAGCGCCUGUAUAAGUAGAUCUGCUUUCUGUUCAUCUCUUUGUCCUGAAUGGCUUUGUCUUGAAAAAAAAAAAUAGAUGUUUUAACUUAUUUAUAUGAAGCAAGCUGUGUUACUUGAAGUAACUAUAACAAAAAAGAAAAGGGAAAAAAACACACAAAAAGUCCCCCUUUGACCUUGUUAGUGCCAAUGUUGUGUGUUGCACUCCAGUUGUUUAACUGUGCAUGUGAGUGGAAGUGUUCCUGUCUCAGUAGCUCCAAGCUGUUAAAGAUAUUUUUAUUCAAACUACCUAUAUUCCUUGUGUAAUUAAUGCUGUUGUAGAGGUGACUUGAUGAGACACAACUUAACUUGUUCGACAUGUAGUGACUAGUGACUCUGUGACGAAAACUGUGACUCUGAGCGGUGUGUCCCUGCGUGCCUUUGUAGGACCCUUUGCACGAACUCUGGAAGUGGCUCUUAUAAGCGCAGCUUCAGUGAUGUAUGUUUUUGUGAACAAAGUUACAAAUAUUGUCCAAGUCUGGCUGUUUAAGCAAACUGUGAUCAGCUUUUUUUUUUUUUUUUGUAUUUGUUUUUAAGGAAAAAAUACUGACUGGAAACAAAAAAUAAACUUUCUAU
Messenger RNA from Equus quagga, 1916 nucleotides. RefSeq names its product homeobox A5 (gene HOXA5). The record is from RefSeq and is a predicted model, not a curated record. Gene Ontology annotation, biological process: regulation of transcription by RNA polymerase II; anterior/posterior pattern specification. Gene Ontology annotation, molecular function: RNA polymerase II cis-regulatory region sequence-specific DNA binding; DNA-binding transcription factor activity, RNA polymerase II-specific. The transcript is spliced from 2 exons. Gene Ontology annotation, cellular component: nucleus. NCBI's taxonomy places the organism in Eukaryota, Metazoa, Chordata, Mammalia, Perissodactyla, Equidae. Bases 1 to 1146 code for a protein of 381 amino acids.